Molecule: messenger RNA, 4181 nt
Organism: Vombatus ursinus (common wombat)
Lineage: Eukaryota; Metazoa; Chordata; Mammalia; Diprotodontia; Vombatidae
Gene: FNBP4
Product: formin binding protein 4
Exons: 17
Coding region: 2-3145 (1047 amino acids)
Molecular function (GO): protein binding
Source: RefSeq, a predicted model, not a curated record
GAUGGGGAAGAAGUCGCGGGCGGUCCCCGGCCGGAGGCCCAUCCUGCAGCUCUCCCCGCCGGGCCCUCGGAGCGGCGCCUCUGGACGCGACGCGGAGCCCGAAGCCGAGGUUGAGGUUGACGCGGUGGUUUCCGCCCCGGCUCCGACCCCGACCCCGGCUCCGACUCCGGCCCUGGCCCCGGCCCCGGCUCCGGCCCCGGCCCCGGCCCCGGUCCCGGUCCCGGUCCUGGCUCCGGCUCCGGCUCCGGCCCCGGCCCCGGCACCGGUCCCGGUCCCAACUCCGGUUCCGGCCCCGGCCCUGACCCCUGCCCCGACGGCGGCAGCGACGGCGGCCACGGUGGCGACCUCCCUAGAGGACUCGCCCUCGGAAGAUGAACAGGAAGUUGUUCCAGAAGCUCCUAAAGUUAUUGUUCAGAAUCCCCCCAAACCAGUCAUGCCAACCAGACCUACCACCGUCAAAGCAACAGGAGGCUUGUGUUUGCUUGGUGCCUACGCAGACAGUGAUGACGAUGAGGGUGAUAUACCUGAGAAACCAGCCUUGCCUAAGGAAGCAAAUGGAAACCAAUCCACUGACAUUGACAGCACGUUGGCCAACUUCCUCGCGGAAAUUGAUGCCAUAACAGCCCCGCAGCCUGUGUCUGCAGCUAACACUUCUGCCCCGCCUCCAACUCCACCUCGCCCAGAGCCCAAGGAGUCUGCAGCGGCUUCCGUUUCCUCUCCAAGCCACGCCUCCGGGUGGCAGUAUGACACCCAGUGCUCCUUGGCCGGAGUGGGGAUUGAGAUGGGAGACUGGCAAGAAGUUUGGGAUGAGAACACGGGUUGCUAUUACUAUUGGAACACACAGACAAAUGAAGUGACGUGGGAACUCCCACAGUACCUGGCUACCCAGGUACAGGGAAUACAACAUUACCAGCAAAGUUCUGUAACAGGUGCUGACACAAGUUUCCUGGUGCCAGCAGAUAUAUACUCCAAAGAAAAGACUCUUUCUGUUACCACUAAUAAGAGUGGGCCACUCUUGGUUAAGCGAGAAGUUAAAAAGGAGGUGAACGAAGGGAUCCAAGCUCUUUCAAAUAGUGAAGAGGAAAAGAAGGGGGUGGCAGCUGCUCUGCUGGCCCCUUUGUUGCCUGAGGGUAUAAAAGAGGAAGAGGAAAGAUGGAGGAGAAAAGUGAUUUGUCAAGAAAUCGAUCCAGUAGCAGAGGUAAAGGAGAUGGUGGCGGCAGAGGAAUUGUCAGGGACAAGAAAAACACAAGAAACUAUGGGAGAAAAUGCAGAAGACAACUCCCAGGAGGAUCUGUGUAGCGUUGUGCAGUCAGGAGAAAGUGAGGAGGAAGAGGAACAAGAUACCCUUGAACUCGAGCUCGUAUUGGAGAGAAAAAAGGCAGAACUGCGGGCCUUGGAGGAAGGAGACGGUAGUGUGUCAGGGUCUAGUCCACGUUCUGACAUCAGUCAAUCCGCGUCUCAAGAUGGAAUGCGUAGACUCAUGUCAAAAAGGGGGAGAUGGAAGAUGUUUAUCCGAGCUACCAGUCCAGAAUCUACCAGCCGGAGUUCUAGCAAAACUGGCCGUGAGACCCCAGAGAAUGGAGAAAUUGCGAUGGGCACUGAGAAUUCAGAGAAAAUAGAUGAGCAUUCUGACAAAGAGCAAGAGGCAGAAGAAUGUCCAGAAAAACUAAAGUCACAAACAGUGCCAAAGCUGGAUGAAGAACAGGAUUUGAAAUUUCAGAUUGGAGAACUGGCAAAUACCCUGACCAGUAAACUGGAAUUCCUAGGAAUUAGCAGACAAUCCAUCUCCAAUUUUCAUGUGCUUCUCUUACAGACUGAGACACGAAUCGCGGACUGGCGAGAAGGAGCUCUCAACGGAAGCUACCUCAAGCGAAAACUACAGGAUGCAGCAGAGCAACUAAAACAGUAUGAAAUAAACGCCACUCCUAAAGGCUGGUCCUGCCACUGGGACAGGGAUCAUAGACGUUAUUUCUAUGUAAACGAACACUCGGGCGAGUCUCAGUGGGAGUUCCCAGAUGGUGAAGAAGAAGAAGAAGAAGAAGAAGGGCAAGCCCAGGAGAAUAGAGCAGAGACUGUUCAUAAACAAAUCUUGAAAGAGAAAAGUGGCGCUGAUGCAAACUCUGGGGAAUCCACUGAGAAUUCCACAGGUUCUCUUUGUAAAGAGCCCUUUUCUGGUCAAGUCUCUUCUGCAUCGCUCGUACCACUUACUCCAUUUUGGACCCUCCUUCAAUCCAAUGUUCCUGUGCUUCAGCCUCCAUUGCCCUUAGAAAUGCCACCCCCACCUCCCCCUCCCCCAGAGUCACCUCCUCCCCCACCCCCACCUCCUCCUGGAGAAGAUGGUGAGAUUCAGGAGGUAGAGAUGGAGGAUGAAGAAAAUGAAGAGCCUCCUGCCCCAGGAACUGAAGAAGCUGCCCCCUUAAAGCCCUCUGUAGCAACUCCAGCUGUCAGCAGCCAGAGUUCAGUUGAUUCCAGCACCUCCAACUCUACUACCACCAGAGCAGUGAAAAGGAAAGCCUCAGAAACAGCUGCCGGAGUGGCCCAAAGAUCAGCCACCAUUGGUGGCUCUCCAGUUCUCUAUAGCCAGCCAGCCCUAACUACAGGUCACCAAACUGUAAAUGUCAGCCACCAACAAACCUCAGAUGUCGCUCAUCAAACAACAGGCACCGGUCACCAAGCCACAGGGGUGGGCCUCCAAUCGAGUUAUCUGGGACUGGCAGCGUCUCCUGCUGUCAUGUCCUAUCCUGAGUGCCCCUUACCGGUUAGAAUGACCGUUCCCACGGUACAACCGGUGCCAUCUCGAAGCCUGCUGAGCACUGCUAGCAUCACAGAGCCUCCGCCCCCACCUGCUCCCAAAAUGCCACCACCUGAGAAGAGCAGAAAGGGGAAGAAGGACAAGGGGAGAAAGAGUAAAACAAAGAUGCCCUCUCUGGUAAAGAAGUGGCAGAGUAUCCAGCGGGAGCUCGAUGAAGAGGAGAAUUCCAGCUCAGGUGGUGAAGACCGGGAGUUGACGUCACAGAAGCGGAUUGAAGAAUGGAAGCAGCAGCAAUUAGUCAGUGGCAUGGCUGAGAGAAAUGCUAACUUUGAGGCCCUUCCUGAGGACUGGCGUGCUCGACUAAAGAGGAGAAAAACAGCUUCAAACACGUAAUUCAUUCGGGGCAUUUGUGUUUUAUUUUCAUGUACAGUUAAGAGUCUUACCAGUUUUACUGUUGUCAGAUAAACUGUAAAUGUUUUGGGAGAGAGCAUUGAAUUUCCUGGAUUGGUGAAGGAACGUGUGCAGAACCAAGUUUUCCCUCCCUUUUGCGGAUUGGAAUCUUAAUGGCCGACGUUAAAGGGCCAGGCCCUCGGACUUCCUCUGCUGCCGGCCAGCUCCAGUUUGUGUGUAGACUCACGCAUUGGUUUGAUGCUGAGGCUGAGGAGCAGCGUCUCAAUCACAGGCUUAAUAAGGUGUGAACGAAAUGCUGGGCAGGCCUGAGGUGAGGGGGCGGGGAGGUCUGAGGUCCAGACCGUGCCCGUGGUUUCCAGUUUGGAGCCCUUGACCAUAUGUCCCCAGCAAGUGCAGUUAAGCAGAAGGCAGCCGUUCUCUUUUUUUCCCCAGAAGCUUGUUCCUUGCUCAGAGCCUGGUAGUCCUGGCCUGUGCUUCCAGCCUCGGGCUGCCUGCCGCCCACGUUCUACUGUACCUGGGUCUGAUAUUUCUCCCAUACGGACCCGGUGUCUGCACUGUUCCCGGUGGUUCUUGUCCGCAGGGAUUCUGGAGCUGAGCGUCCUCAUCUCACUUAGAUGCUUUUGUGGAGGCUGGGUUUAGAAUUUCACACAAGCAGCGACAAUUGCCGUUUAUCAUCUCCGGUAAAGGAAGGUGGAUUUCUUAAUCCCUUGCUCUUACCUGAAUGAGUAUGUCAGGAGCAGUUGAGUCCAGAUUCAUGUUUCUGUGUCUCCAUUUUACCCUGUUCCCAAGCGCACCUUCCUUCUGUCUCUACAUUGUACUUGCUCUCUGUAAAGAUUCCAGUAUUUAAACGGCGGUUCCCUGUUCUUUCUGUAUUUUUUAUCUUAUCACAAUCAGGUAAAAGUCACUUUCUUUAAACUGAAGGAAAAGCAAAUUGUGUUUUAAAGCUGUUUGUAUUUCUCCAGUUUUUGACUUUGUAAAUUUGUAUAUAUGCACUAAUAAAAUCUUUUUAUACUUCUGA